This is a messenger RNA of Adineta steineri, 1089 nucleotides long. The record is from the annotation of a GenBank genome assembly. Lineage: Eukaryota; Metazoa; Rotifera; Eurotatoria; Adinetida; Adinetidae.
AUGUCUUUUCUUUCAUUUACAUCACCAUAUUUUAUUUCAUUAAAUCUUGUUGAUACUCAUCUACUUGAACGUUUUGAACGUGCUGGAAUUAAAAAUUUAACAGAUCUAUCAGUUUAUACACCACUUGAACUUUCAUUUAAAUUUCGUUUAUCAAUUUCUGAUGCGGAGCAAAUUCUUGAAAAAUUAUUUUCAAUAUUAACAAUACAAUCAAAAAAUGUUUAUGAUAUGUUAAUUCAAACAUCAUUUUCAUAUAUUCCGACAAAAUUACCAUCACUUAAUCGAUAUCUUAAUGGUGGUCUACGACGUGGAUCACUUAUUGAAUUAUGUGGAUCAUGGGGUAGUGGCAAAACUCAAUUUUGUCUUCAUCUUACUGCUGAAUGUUGUUUAAUGGGUUUACGUUCAAUUUAUAUUGAUACUGAACAUACAUUUUCAUCUAUUCGUCUAUUGAAUAUGAUCGGUGGUUUUGAUAGUAAACAAGAAUAUCUACUUGAACUUGUUCGUACAGAAAUUGUAUUUGAUUCCGAUUCAUUAAUGAAAAUUUUAACAUCGAUUGAAAAUGAAUUAGAAGAAGAAUCAAAGAAUAAUACACCAGAUCAAUGUCCUGCUUUAUUAAUUAUUGAUUCAAUUGCUGCACCAUUACGAACGUCUACUAUGGGUUAUAGUCGAGAAAAUGUUCUUCUAUUAUUUACUGAUUGUACUAAAAGACUUGCUGCACGAUACAAUCUUCUUGUCUUAGUAACGAAUCAAGUGACAACUAAACGUCGUUCAAAUGUUUUAUCAGAAAAGAAUGAUAAAAAUAUAGCCAAUGAUUUUUAUACAAGUGUUGCACUUGGAAAAGCUUGGUCAUAUUCAGUAAAUGUUCGUCUUGCUAUAUCCUAUCAAGGUGAUACACGUCGACAACUUAUUGUUGGUAAAUCAAUUGAAUCACCAGCUUAUACAAUAGCAUUUCGAAUAUUAACAAAUGGUUUAGAAGAAAUUGCUGAUAAUGUAGAUAUUAAUACUCAACGAAAAUCAUUCGAAAAACAAUCUAUACCAAAACUAAUUCAAGCUGAUGAAAUACAUCUUAUUGGAAAACAAUUACGACCUUAA